This is a messenger RNA of Chelonus insularis, 2307 nucleotides long. RefSeq names its product phosphatidylinositol 4-kinase II alpha (gene Pi4KIIalpha). NCBI's taxonomy places the organism in Eukaryota, Metazoa, Arthropoda, Insecta, Hymenoptera, Braconidae. Gene Ontology annotation, cellular component: trans-Golgi network; plasma membrane; endosome. Gene Ontology annotation, molecular function: 1-phosphatidylinositol 4-kinase activity. The record is from RefSeq and is a predicted model, not a curated record. The transcript has 6 exons. Gene Ontology annotation, biological process: phosphatidylinositol phosphate biosynthetic process; Golgi organization; endosome organization. Bases 315 to 1748 code for a protein of 477 amino acids.
AUGACGGUUGAUAUUUUUUAGUUGGUUGGUUAAGUGUCUACAUUAAUGUCACUGCAUUUUUCUUUUUAAUUUUAAAUCGAUAAUCAAUAUUCAAUGUUUAAUAGUACUUAACGAACAACUACAAACAACAGUCUGUUAAAUUUAAAUGAAAAUUAAUUGGUAAUCCAAAACUUCAAGUGUGCAGUGAUGACAGGUGGUGCAAUGUCGUCAGACUUAAUCUCUUGGGUCAGUUUUUAUUGACAAGAACAAAUACACGUUAGAUCGGAGUAGAAGAAAAAUACUCCGGUCGUUAAUUUUAAAAAAAUCUGUCUGUGAUGAGCGACUCAGAACAACGGCAGCUCCACGUGCCUUAUCGAGAGUACCAAAGCCAGAAUAGCACUAGUUCAUCAGCAGCAGUGGUGGAAACUGAUGCUUUGGUGGAUCUCUCAACACCAUCGCUAUUGCAAUUACAAUCUGUUAAGCCUUCUCUUAUCCUUCAGUGCAACGAAGAUUUGGCCGAACUUUUGCCUGAAGUUGAAUUUGCUCCAAACUCUAGCAACGACAUCAACGUAACCAUUGAUUCUCCAGGAAUCGACCGGGAGAGCCAGCCUCUCCUUGGUCGUCUUGAACUGGAUGUUACAUUUAAUAGAUUUCCAGACGAUCCACAAUUCUCUGAAAUUGUAUGGCAAGCAGAGUGUGCGAUAGACAAUGGUAUUUUUCCAGAGAGAAUUUAUCAAGGCUCCAGUGGGAGUUAUUUUGUUAAAAAUCCUUCAGGGAAAAUAGUCGGUGUAUUUAAACCUAAAGACGAAGAGCCAUAUGGAAGACUGAACCCCAAAUGGACUAAAUGGAUGCAUAAAUUAUGCUGCCCAUGUUGUUUUGGCCGCAGUUGUUUAAUUCCAAAUCAGGGCUACCUUAGCGAAGCUGGUGCAAGUUUGGUAGACCGUAAAUUGGGACUAGGUGUAGUUCCAAAAACUCGGGUUGUGAAACUUGUUAGUAAAACAUUCAAUUAUCCAAGAAUUGACAGACAAAAAGCGCGAAUGAAGCAAGCUAUAAUGGACCAAUUUCCUGCGGUUGGCUCACAAUUUAAACGACUUGGAUUAGCACCUAAAGUUGGAUCGUUUCAAUUGUUCAUGGACGGAUAUAAAGAUGCGGAUUAUUGGCUUAGAAGAUGGGAGAGUGAUCCACUUCCCACUAAACUCGCAAGAGAUUUUCAACUACAGUUUGAACGACUUGUUAUUCUUGAUUACAUCAUAAGAAAUACAGAUCGAGGGAAUGAUAACUGGUUAAUAAAAUAUGAUCCAGAGUUAGCAAAAAGUUCUCCAGAAAAUGGUGAAGUAAAAAUUGCUGCAAUAGAUAAUGGUUUAGCAUUCCCUUUUAAACAUCCAGACUCUUGGAGGGCAUAUCCAUAUCAUUGGGCAUGGCUAAGUCAAGCAAAACUUCCCUUUAGUGAAAUCACUCGAGAACUUGUUUUACCUCAAUUAUCAGAUCAAAAUUUUGUACAAGACCUCUGUGAUGAUUUAUAUCAAUUAUUCAAGCAAGACAGAGGAUUUGAUAGACAUAACUUCGACAGACAAAUGAGUGUUAUGAGAGGACAAAUUUUGAACCUUCAACAAGCACUUAAAGAUUCUAAGAGUCCAGUUCAAUUGGUACAAAUGCCCGCUGUGAUUGUUGAAAAAGCCAAAGGGAAUGGAGCACCAAAAUUAUUCUCAUUCUCGGAUACAUUUACACAGCGCUUCCAAAAUAAAAGUCCUUUCUUUUCCUGGUGUUAAGAGAGAUUUUAAUCAUAAAGUAACGAAAAGAAAACUAUAAAUCUAAAUAAAUUGAUGAAUUUUUAUAAAAGUUCUUAGAAGACAUGUUCUCUUCCAGACCAUCAUUAGUGAUUUUUCGGCUCGAAUAUUUUUCCUACUCAUUGUAUUUAUAACAGUCAUUGGAAAUUUUUAUUAUUUUAAAUUGAGAUACAAAUAUUAUGGCUAUUAAUAAUAUUGUAAUUAUAAUUAUUAUCAUUGUUAUCAUUAUGAUUACUUUUAUUUUAUUGUAUACAGUAUAAAUAUAACACAUAUAAGGUAUUUGUAUACUUCAUAGAUCACUAAUAGAUUUAUAAUACAAAGAAUAAAAUAGGUAACGUAUAUUUCAUAGUAUAAAAUUGAUAAAAAAAUAAAUUUCCAUUUUAUUUAAAUUUAUUUCUGUGUUUGGAGUGCAUGCGCACGGUAGAUAAACACUAAUAGAUUUUGAAGUUAAUAUUUACGUUUGCUAUUUUAUUUAAUAUAAUAAUAUGAAUUCUGCCAUAGUAUUUUAUUGUGAUUUAUGAGAAUAUAUUUGAAAACUUAA